UUCCCCCCGCCCCGUCAGAGCGGCAGCCUCACUGGACCUGUGUGUCGGAUCAAGUGUGUGAAGAAACCAGCAGCUUGUCAUCAUCGUUUAGAGUCAGAGUCUUUGGUUUUCACUCACGGAUACUCGUUGUUUCUCACAGCUGAUCUGUGCGCAAACGUAACAACCCGCUUGGAUACCUGUCGCCAUGGGAGGAAGACGCAGAGGCGCACAUGACGAAAACUACUCCUUUAUCAGUCCAGUCGUCAAGUACCUACUGUUCUUGUUCAAUUUAAUAUUCUGGGUAAUCUCCCUGGUGAUGGUAGCUAUCGGCGUGUACGCCCGCAUGAUGAAACAUGCAGAGGCCGCUCUGCGGUGUCUGUCGGUGGACCCCGCUGUAAUGCUGCUGGUGGUGGGGGUCCUCAUGUUCAUCCUCACCUUCUGUGGCUGUGUGGGCUCGCUGCGAGAAAACAUCUGCCUCCUUCAGACGUUCUGCAUCUGUCUGACGGUGAUCUUCCUGCUACAGCUGGUUGCCGGGGUCCUGGGCUUCGUCUUCGCCGAUAAGGCUCGGAAUAGAGUGACUGUGAUGAUCAACGAUGCCAUCGUCCACUACAGAGAGGACAUCGACCUGCAGAACCUCAUAGACUUUGGUCAGAAAGAGUUUGGCUGCUGUGGGGGUGUGACGUACAGCGACUGGUCCCAGAACAUCUACUUCAGCUGCGAGCCGGAAAACCCCAGCAGAGAGCGCUGCUCCGUGCCCUUCUCCUGCUGCGUCCUCAACAAGGACGAGAACGUGAUCAACACCAUGUGUGGCCAAGGCAUGCAAGAGAUGGAGUACACUGAGGCUGGAAACCAUAUCCACGUCAACGGCUGCAUCGACAAACUGGUGGACUGGAUCCACAGCAACCUGUUCCUCCUGGGGGGGGUCGCCCUGGGACUGGCCAUUCCACAGCUGGUCGGCAUCCUCCUGUCUCAGAUUCUGAUCAGCCAGAUCAAAGACCAGAUCGAGCUGCAGAACUACAACCUGAAGCACCACUCGGACCCGUGGAGAUGACCCAGACUGGAUCAGUCCAGAUUCUGGUGAUAGGCACCAGAACCACAACUGCCUGAAAACCUUUUUUUUGUAGCAGCCUGGAUUAUGCAUCCAGCAUCAUUGCUUUGACUUAAAAACAUGUGACUAAUAUUGAGCCAGCAUGUGGACAAGCCAUUACUAUUGGCCAGGAUGUGGAGGUUAGUACACACAGAGGAGACGAAAGGAGAAACUGGACUCUGCCGCCACCUGCUGGACACAAACCAAGCUGGAUUUUAGCAAACUUUUUGAUGGACCAAAACAGAGGCAGGAGGAGUAUUUGGUGAUCAGGGUCUUGUUGACAGUUAACUGCUAACUGACUGAAAAGGCAAUUACAUUUUUCCACAUUUUGUAUAUUUUUUCAAAAUAAAAGAAUGCCGGUCAGAAUGUGUUAUGCAUGCUCCGUCAUGAUCCUUACAGCUGCUGGCGUCUGUGGCAUGCAUCAGAUAUUUGGCAGGUUGUUUAAAUGAAUGUCGCUUUGUAGUUGAAAUAUCUGUGAAGAGUACAAAGCUUUGCCUACUUACAAUACUUUCACAAGCUUAUGUGUUAAAAAGCGUGUCUCAAAGUGCCUUUUACCCA
Messenger RNA from Notothenia coriiceps (black rockcod), 1624 nucleotides. It is a transcript of the gene tspan33a, whose product is annotated as tetraspanin 33a. The transcript is spliced from 8 exons. Lineage: Eukaryota; Metazoa; Chordata; Actinopteri; Perciformes; Nototheniidae. The record is from RefSeq and is a predicted model, not a curated record. Gene Ontology annotation, cellular component: plasma membrane. Bases 185 to 1030 code for a protein of 281 amino acids.